AAAGUAAAGUCAAGAAAAGAUAUUUGCUCUUUCUAAAAAAAAAUAAUCUGAAAAGAAAAAAAUCUGAAAAGUCUCUAAUCUAUCACAUGUCAAGGUACAGAUCCUCUGUAGCUGCAGACAUGAAUCUCUCUCUGUACUCUGUAGUACUUUUUUUUUAUUUAUUAUUUAUAAAUACAUGAAUGGAAAGACUUUCUCUUCUUUGAUGUUGUGUAAAUCUACGAGUGAGUCAGUGAGUACUACUAAACUAGUUGGUGAAGAUGGCUGAAGGAGCAAAUAGGAAGAUAUCUGCAGCAUCAGCUAGAGCUCACACCAGAAGACCUAACAACAACAACACUUCUUUUCACUUUCCUACAGGGAUGCUUAAGAAAGUACUAGCUUUAUUGUUUGUGGGUAUACUUGCUUGGGCAUAUCAAGCAAUCCAACCUCCUCCUACCAAGAUAUGUGGCUCUCCUGAAGGCCCUGCUAUUACAUCACCAAGAAUAAAGCUUAGUGAUGGAAGGCAUUUGGCCUACAUAGAGAAUGGUGUGUCAAAAGAUAGUGCCAAGCAUAAACUUGUGUUUGUUCAUGGAUUUGAUUGUUGCAGGCAUGACAGUUUAGCCAAAUACCUGUCUCCGGAUCUUAUUGAAGAACUAGGUCUAUACAUAGUGUCAUUUGACAGACCAGGCUAUGGAGAAAGUGAUCCUAAUCCAAACCGCACAGUGAAGAGCAUGGCUUCAGAUAUUGAAGAGCUUGCUGAUCAUUUAAAGCUAGGAUCAAAAUUCUAUGUAGUUGGUUUUUCAUUAGGCGGGCAGGUGAUUUGGAGUGUCCUGAAAUACAUCCCUCACCGGGUAGCAGGUGCAGCACUCAUAGCUCCUGUUUUUAACCACUGGUGGACUGGUUUUCCUGCAAAUCUAUCUAAAGAGGUCUUCGAUCAACAAACACCUUGUAGUGACCGGUGGGCACUUCGUGUUGCUCACUACAUCCCAUGGCUUACAUACUGGUGGAAUACUCAAAAUUGGUUUCCUUACAUGAGUGCUGUGGCUCAUAGUCCUGAUAUUCUUUCUUCCCAGGACAGAGAAAUAGUUAUGUUGCCUCUAAGGCAAGCAAGAAAAACAUACAUGGCACAGGUAAGACAGCAAGGAGAAUUCGAAUCCAUCCACCGGGACAUAAUUGUGACUUUUGGGAAGUGGGAAUUCAGUCCUUUGGAACUUAAAAAUCCAUUUCCGAACAAUGAAGGUUCUGUUCACUUGUGGCAUGGUGAUGAAGACAAGAUUGUGCCUAUUUCACCGCAACGCUACAUCGCCCAACAACUCCCAUGGAUUCACUUUCAUGAGCUAACCGGUGCUGGCCACUUAUUUCCAGAAGCUGAAGGGAUGUGUGAUAAAAUCAUUAAGGAACUUUUGGUGAGGAAGAAGUGAGCCUCCUUUGAGCCAUUCUCAUCAAUUUUUGUGUAAUAUUCAAACCUAUUUGUUACACAAAUAGAACUAAGAAAGACAUGUUUCUUCAUUAUGUAUUUUCAUAUAGUUUGUAUAAUUUCUAGUGUGAGCUCUUAGUCUUACAGUAGAACUAUAAAUGCCUUAUCUAUGUCAGUGAGUUCAACAUUAAUAAUGUGUUAAAACUAAAUACCAUACAUAAAAUACAUGAGUUAUUCUCUUCA
Molecule: messenger RNA, 1636 nt
Organism: Cannabis sativa
Lineage: Eukaryota; Viridiplantae; Streptophyta; Magnoliopsida; Rosales; Cannabaceae
Exons: 5
Coding region: 258-1397 (379 amino acids)
Source: RefSeq, a predicted model, not a curated record